GCUUCUCACAGGAAGGAGAGUUUGAAGUCAAUGACGGAGACUUUCUAUGCUGCCAUAUUUGGAUACGAUGAGGGCAUCCUGUCUGACGACAGAGUGCUGGCUGCAGCCCUGUGGAGGAACCUGUUCAACAGAGAGUGUGAGGACCCGCGACAGCUGGAGCUCAUGUUGGAGUACGUCCGCAAACAGAUGCAGUACAUCGACUCCCUGGACGCCGAGGACCUGCUGCUGACCGGGGAGGUGAAAUGGCGCCCCAUGCUGGAGGAGAACGCGCAGAGCAUCCUCAAGGUGGCCACGCCCACCUACAACGAUGCCGGCCUCUGAGGCCCCGCCCACUCCUCUCUCUCUGCAUCUCCCAACAUGUUUUCCUGUUGGUUUCUGUUUUUUUUCUUCCCCCCCCCCCCUCUAGUAUCAUUGUAGACAAUCGCCAUGGAGAUCUGAGGAUACUGUAGUCCUAACCUUCAGUUGUGUUCCCCCCCCCCCCCCCCCCCCCCCCCCCCUCCUUCUAUCGGGAGGUGAGAGAGGAGUUUGUUUAUUUUCUUUAAUCCUCCUCCUUUCCUCACUCCAUCCUUCUGGAGCGAGACACUCAAAGGGACGUCUCCCCCCCUCCUUUCUUUAUCUUCUCCAUCGCCGGCCUAUCCCAGAUCCAUACCCCCCCCCCCCCCCCCCCCCCCCACUCAGCUCGGAGAGAAAAAUCUCAGGCACUCUCGCUCGCUCGCUCUCUCUCGCUCUCUCUCUCACCCAGUGACCUUUGCCCUCCCCACCAAAAACCGCCCUUUGGCCCCACCAGGCAAAACACGCAGACCCCCCCCCCCCCCGGCGCGGUUUCCUGUGAGUUCAGAGAGCACUUCCUGUUUACAAUAGUACCACUAGGGAGGAAAUGAGAACGGAUAGACACACACCAAGGAAAGACCUCAAACUGCUUCUGUGUAUUUAUAACGCUCACAUUCUCACAUAAUGCAUGUCCACAUAAUUUAUAUAUUUUUACCAUUUGUACGUACUUUUCAUCUUACUGCUAGAACUUUACAUUGAAUCACAUUCUCAAGACUUGCAGAGACGACAAACCUCAUUGGGCCCGGACGCAAUAAUAGAGAUUUCAAUCAGCAAAAGCUGUUUUAGGUUCAGAGGUCGUCUUCGUCGCGUCAGAGAGCUCAUGUUCCUCAUCUCCGCUCCUUCUCUUCGUGUGUGUGUGUCUCUCUCUCUCUCCCUCUCCAUCACCUGUUCCUUGCGCCUUCUCUCUGAACUGUACAGGAAAGCUUUUAGCCGACCGUUCCCCACAGACCAUGUUUAACAAUGAGGUUCUCCUUGUUUUAAAAAAACACUUAAUAAAAAUGUUUCUCCAGACGA
Molecule: messenger RNA, 1344 nt
Organism: Gadus macrocephalus (Pacific cod)
Lineage: Eukaryota; Metazoa; Chordata; Actinopteri; Gadiformes; Gadidae
Gene: uqcc1
Product: ubiquinol-cytochrome-c reductase complex assembly factor 1
Exons: 3
Coding region: 31-321 (96 amino acids)
Biological process (GO): mitochondrial respiratory chain complex III assembly
Cellular component (GO): mitochondrion
Source: RefSeq, a predicted model, not a curated record